Molecule: messenger RNA, 2909 nt
Organism: Nylanderia fulva
Lineage: Eukaryota; Metazoa; Arthropoda; Insecta; Hymenoptera; Formicidae
Gene: Pink1
Product: PTEN-induced putative kinase 1
Biological process (GO): regulation of apoptotic process; positive regulation of mitochondrial fission; protein phosphorylation
Cellular component (GO): mitochondrion
Molecular function (GO): protein serine/threonine kinase activity; ATP binding
Source: RefSeq, a predicted model, not a curated record
GCGUCUAUGGUUUGACGUGUUGCGCGCGCAUCAUGUCAAUGACAUAUCAUGUCGGUUUUGUUUUGCAUUGCGCAGUUAAAGGAUAAACGGCACGAAGAUUGAGUCCUUCGUUGCGGCUCUACCACCGGCUCUCAAGGCGUACCUGACGUACGGGCUCGCCCGCUGGGCUGUCCCGGUCCAAGAGAGCGGAGAAAUGUCAAUACGGACGGCGGUCCAUCGUCUCGUGCAAAAUGGUCGCGUCAUACUGCGCUCAUUACGGAAUAACGAGCGCUUCCACUCGAGAGGAUACGUGGACAAGCAUCCCGACAAGAUACACGUUGCGCAGACAGGCGGGUCCCAGAAUGGCGGGUUUCCUUGCCAGAACAGCCAAAAUGCGUGGAGUACGGGGAGGCAUCUCGGUUACUUGGGGACGCACGCCCGACGUAUCUUCGUCGACAAUAUCUUGAAGAGAGUGACCAACAGUCUCGCAGCUGAUUUACGAAGACGUGCGGCUAGCAGGCUCGUCUUCGGCGAUUCCGCACCAUUUUUCGCUCUCGUUGGUGUAUCAUUGGCGUCAGGUACAGGGAUAUUGACCAAGGAUGACGAGUUGGAAGGAGUGUGCUGGGAAAUUCGGGAAGCAGUUUCAAAGAUACGAUGGAACACUCCGCAGAAUGAUAAAGAUUAUCAAAUUAUUCCUGUCAACGAGAACGCUGUGAGCUUACAAGAUUUCAUGAUUGGACCUAUCAUUGCUAAGGGUUGCUCUGCUGCUGUGUAUGCAGCACAAUUUGUUGAUGCUGCACGAGAUGAAACGAACGAACCAAAAAAUAUCGACGAAGAGACGAAAGACGUGACUGUGUUUCCAUUAGCCAUAAAAAUGAUGUUCAAUUACGAUGCAGAAUCUAAUGCAGCUGCUAUUCUGAGAGCCAUGUAUAGGGAGACAGUGCCUGCUAGAAGACACUAUGGGAAUGACGAAUUGGCUAUUUGGGAGCAAAGACUGGCUGAGAAUACAAUGACGUUGCCUCCUCAUCCAAACAUUGUAGCAAUGCAUUACAUCUUUGCUGAUAGAAUACCGAUGCUACCUGGUUCGUGGGGAAUGUAUCCUGAUGCUUUGCCAACUAGAAUCAAUCCUCAUGGAUCGGGCAGGAAUAUGAGUUUGUUUUUGGUGAUGAAAAGAUAUGAUGUCACCUUGAAACAAUAUAUGGCAAAUCGAAACGUCGAUACACGAGUGUCAAUACUGCUGUUUGCUCAAUUACUGGAAGCAGUAGCUCAUAUGAGUGCAAACGGUGUGGCGCAUCGAGAUCUGAAAACUGACAACAUCCUACUCGAUCUGUCAGAAGAAUCUGAUAAUUGUCCAUCCUUGGUCGUAACGGAUUUUGGCUGUUGUUUAGCCAAUAAGAAUCACGGGUUGUAUCUACCUUACAACACUUACGACAUUGAUAAAGGUGGCAAUGUUGCAUUAAUGGCUCCAGAAGUGAUAACGGCAGAACCCGGUCCCUUUACCAGUAUAAAUUACACCAAGGCUGAUCUGUGGACAGCAGGUACCAUUGCGUACGAAAUAUUCGGGAUGCAGAAUCCAUUUCACGGCGAUAAAGGCGAGAAAGCUGCUCUAAACAAUUACAAUUAUACGGAGGACGAGCUUCCCGCUUUACCGGAUAAUCUGCCUCCGAUUAUCAAUGCUGUUGUAAAGAAUUCUUUAUUGAGGAAUGUAUAUAAGCGACUUGACAUUGAAUUGGCAGUAACGAUAAUACAACUGUAUCUUUGGGCACCUAGUUCUUGGCUGAAAAAAGAGGGAUAUUUACCGUCGAGCAACGAGAUUAUGCAAUGGCUUUUGUGCUUGACCACAAAAGUUCUUUGCGAAGGACGGAACGCAGAUUUGUCUCCAUCGCAUGGAUCACUCUUCGUUGAUAUAAAGCACGAUGUCGAUAGACGUUCAGCUUAUAAACGAACGCUUUCCACGCGUUCUUGUGGAAGGCGCACAAUGCCGGAAUAUCAGUUGAUUGCAAGCUUCCUAGUAGGGUAACGCUCGCUAAUAUUAGAAACGCAUUAAAGUGGAUGCAACGAAAUAAUUGAGGUGAUAGUAUAGUAUUUAAAAAAUAUGAUCGAAGCUUUACUAACGGAAAGUUAUUCGUCCUUGACAUAAUUGAGCAGUAGCAUAGUUCAAAAUAACAUCGUGUAACUCGACAAAUUCAAAAUGGUCUUACCCUACAAUUUUUCCUAUUUGUUUCUCUCUUGAAAGAUUAUUGCUAUUGUUAUUUACAUAUUUAAUUUCCAGUACUUUGUUUUGAUACUUAAGAAGCACAAAAGGGCGAAAGAGCAGUUUCGAAAUGUAAAAAUGUAAUACAAAUGUAGAAUUUUUUAUUUUGAAAUUGGCGAUUUUUAAAAAGCGCACCGAGCAUGAGCCCUUUUGUGAUUCCAGUGCCUUGAUAUUUGAAGAAUAAAUUUGUAAAUUAUUUUUAUUUGUAUAAAUUUAAUUUGUGUAUCGUUUUAUAUUUAUUUGGUGGGCUAUAAUUAUUAGUACAUAUAUGAGAAAAUGGAGAUUACAAAUGUGUAUAAUCGAAUGUGUGUCAAAUGCUCGAGCAUCACACUUCGAGACUUUAAAACUGUUUGCCAAUAAGGCCAAAAAUUUAAAGUGCACAACGUUAAAAAAUAUUAUCUGCACAUGGUGUACAAUAUUUUGAUAAUUCAAAACUUUUAUUUAUUUUUUUCUUAUUUAUCUCUAUUUAUUCUUGUGUUUUCUGUCAAAUGCGCCAUUAGGAGAACUUGCAGUUGUACUUCCACCAAAUUUCUCAAGAAACGAGGUAAGAGUUCCUCAGGUAGAUUCGAUAAAAUAUCAAUUUCUAAAUGUGUGAGGUUUUAACAUGAAUACACAUUGUCAACAAACUUACGUGUACAUAUGGAUGCAAAAUAAAGCUUGUAAAUAGUCAGUUUCA